Molecule: messenger RNA, 4722 nt
Organism: Penicillium brevicompactum
Lineage: Eukaryota; Fungi; Ascomycota; Eurotiomycetes; Eurotiales; Aspergillaceae
Product: pentafunctional protein ARO1
Exons: 3
Coding region: 1-4722 (1573 amino acids)
Biological process (GO): chorismate biosynthetic process; aromatic amino acid biosynthetic process
Cellular component (GO): cytoplasm
Molecular function (GO): 3-phosphoshikimate 1-carboxyvinyltransferase activity; shikimate kinase activity; 3-dehydroquinate dehydratase activity
Source: RefSeq, a predicted model, not a curated record
AUGUCCGAUCCCACCAAGAUCAGUAUCUUGGGCCGGGAGAGCAUUGUCGCUGAUUUCGGUCUUUGGCGCAAUUAUGUCGCCAAGGACUUGAUCAGUGAAUUGCCCUCCACCACCUACGUCCUCAUCACAGAUACCAACCUCGGACCUUCGAGGAGGCCGCCGCCUCCAUCUCCCCCCGCCCCCCGACUCCUCGUCCACAAUGCCGCACCCGGCGAGAGCUCCAAGUCCCGCCAGACCAAGGCCGACAUCGAAGAUUGGAUGCUGACCCAGAACCCACCAUGUGGCAGAGAUACUGUGGUGAUUGCUCUGGGUGGUGGAGUCAUUGGUGACUUGACCGGCUUUGUCGCGGCAACCUACAUGCGUGGUGUGCGCUAUGUGCAGGUCCCCACCACUUUGUUGGCCAUGGUCGACUCUUCCAUCGGAGGAAAGACUGCCAUUGACACCCCGCAUGGCAAGAACCUCAUCGGUUCCAUCUGGCAGCCGUCGAGAAUCUACAUUGAUCUCGAAUUCCUCGAGACCCUGCCCGUCCGGGAGUUCAUCAACGGAAUGGCCGAGGUCAUCAAGACCGCCGCCAUCUCCAGCGAGGAGGAGUUCACUGCUCUGGAAACCAAUGCGGACGUUAUCCUGGCUGCGGCGCGCAGUGUCGUCAAGCCCGGUCAGGGCCGCUUCGAUGGAAUCCGCGAUAUCCUGAAGGCCCGAAUCCUGGCUUCCGCCCGCCAUAAAGCCUUUGUUGUCUCUGCUGAUGAGCGCGAGGGUGGUCUUCGCAACCUGCUGAACUGGGGACACUCCAUUGGACACGCUAUCGAGGCUAUUCUUACUCCUCAGAUCCUCCACGGCGAGUGUGUCGCGAUCGGCAUGGUCAAGGAGGCUGAGCUCGCGCGUCACCUCGGCAUCCUGAAGGGUGUCGCGGUGGCUCGUGUCGUCAAGUGUCUUUCCGCCUACGGCCUGCCUACCUCUAUGAAGGACUCCCGUGUCCGUAAGUUGACCGCUGGCAAGCACUGCUCCGUGGAUCAGCUGCUGUUCAACAUGGCAUUGGACAAGAAGAACGACGGCCCCAAGAAGAAGGUCGUCCUUCUGUCAGCAAUUGGCCGCACCCACGAGCCCAAGGCCAGUGUCGUCUCCAACUCCGACAUCGCUGUUGUCCUCGCUCCCAGUGUGGAGGUCCACCCCGGAGUCCCCAAGACUCUCAAUGUCACUUGCGCACCUCCCGGCUCUAAGAGUAUCUCCAACCGUGCUCUUGUGCUUGCUGCGCUCGGUUCCGGAACUUGCCGCAUCAAGAACCUCCUGCACUCCGAUGAUACCGAGGUCAUGCUGAACGCCUUAGAGCGCCUUGGCGCCGCUACCUUCUCCUGGGAGGAGGAAGGUGAAGUCCUCGUUGUUAACGGUAAGGGUGGAAAGAUCGUCGCGAGCCCCGAACAAUUGUACUUGGGUAACGCCGGAACCGCUUCUCGUUUCCUUACUACUGUGGCCACACUUGCUACCCCCAGCAGUGUCGACCAUAGCAUCUUGACUGGUAACAACCGCAUGAAGCAAAGACCCAUUGGUGAUCUUGUUGACGCUUUGACCGUCAACGGUGCCGGUGUUGAAUACGUGGAGAGCAAGGGCAGUCUUCCCCUGAAGAUUGCUGCUUCUGGAGGUUUCGCGGGAGGCAAGAUCAACCUUGCCGCCAAGGUCUCCUCCCAGUACGUUUCUUCCCUGCUCAUGUGUGCUCCUUACGCCAAGGAGCCCGUGACUCUGAAGCUUGUUGGUGGCAAGCCCAUCUCUCAACCCUACAUUGACAUGACCACUGCCAUGAUGAGAUCUUUCGGCAUCGAUGUGAAGAAGUCUGAGACCGAGGAGCACACCUACCACAUCCCCCAGGCUAGCUACGUCAACCCGCCCGAAUACGUUGUGGAGAGCGAUGCUAGCUCCGCAACCUAUCCUCUGGCCAUUGCUGCUGUCACUGGCACCACCUGCACCGUCCCCAACAUUGGCUCCAAGUCUUUGCAGGGCGAUGCGCGCUUCGCGGUCGACGUUCUGCGACCCAUGGGCUGCUCUGUCGUCCAGACCGACCACUCUACCACCGUCACCGGUCCUUCUGACGGUGUCCUCCAGCCUUUGUCCAACGUUGACAUGGAGCCCAUGACUGAUGCUUUCCUCACUGCCUCCGUGCUCGCGGCUGUUGCCCGCGGCAAGGAUUCCAACCACACUACCCGCAUCUACGGUAUUGCCAACCAGCGUGUCAAGGAGUGCAACCGUAUCAAGGCCAUGAAGGACGAGCUUGCCAAGUUCGGAGUGAUCUGCCGUGAGCAUGACGACGGCCUCGAGAUUGACGGCAUUGACCGCUCGACUCUGCGCCAGCCCUCCGGUGGUGUCUACUGUUACGAUGACCACCGUGUUGCUUUCAGUUUCAGCGUUCUGUCUCUGGUUGCCCCCACAUCUACUCUCAUUCUUGAGAAGGAAUGUGUCGGUAAGACAUGGCCAGGCUGGUGGGAUUCCCUCAAGCAGAUGUUCGGUGUCAGCCUUGAUGGUAAGGAGCUGAAGGAAGAGGAGCAUGCUUCCUCAACCCAUGCUGAACGUAGCAGCGCUUCGGUCUUCAUCAUUGGCAUGCGCGGUGCUGGCAAGACUACCACCGGCAACUGGGUUGCCAAGGCUCUUGACCGUAAGUUUGUGGACCUUGACACCGAGCUCGAGACUAGCGAGGGUAUCACUAUCCCCGAAAUUAUCAAGACUCGCGGCUGGGAAUCUUUCCGUGACUCCGAGUUGGCUGUCCUCAAGCGCUGCAUGAAGGACCGCCCCACCGGCUAUGUCUUCGCCUGCGGUGGUGGUGUCGUUGAGAUGCCAGAGGCCCGCAAGCUGCUCUCGGACUACCACAAGAACAAGGGCAACGUCCUCCUCAUCAUGCGCGAUAUCAAGCUGGUGAUGGACUUCCUCAACAUUGAUAAGACUCGCCCCGCCUAUGUCGAGGACAUGAUGGGCGUGUGGCUACGACGCAAGCCUUGGUUCCAGGAGUGCAGCAACAUUCAGUACUUCAGCCCGCACUCUAGCUCAUCAGAGCUUGCGCUUGCUUCCGAGGACUUCAACCGCUUUGUGAAGAUGGUCACUGGCCACGUGGACAGCCUGAAUGCUAUUAAGAAGAAGAAGCACAGCUUCUUCGUCUCACUGACCCUGCCCGAUCUCCGCCCAGCUCGUGAGAUCAUUACCGAGGCCUGCGUCGGCUCCGAUGCCGUGGAGUUGCGCGUCGACCUGCUCAAGGACCCAUCCGUCGAGGGUGAUAUUCCCUCAGUCGACUACGUCGCCGAGCAAAUGUCUCUUCUCCGUCGCAGCACCUCUCUGCCGCUCAUUUUCACUAUUCGCACUAAGAGUCAAGGUGGUCUCUUCCCUGACACAGCUCAUGAUGAGGCUCUGGCACUCUACAGAUUGGCAUUCCGUUCUGGGUGUGAAUUCGUGGAUCUCGAGAUCGCAUUCCCAGAUCAGCUCCUCCAAACUGUCACUGAGAUGAAGGGUCACUCCAAGAUCAUUGCCUCGCACCAUGAUCCCAAGGGAACCCUUUCUUGGUCUAACAUGUCUUGGAUCUCGUCGUACAACCGUGCUCUGGAGUACGGUGACGUGAUCAAGCUCGUCGGCGUUGCCAAGACCCUCGAUGAUAACACUGCUCUGCGCAAGUUCAAGACUUGGGCCGAGGAAGCCCACGAGACCCCCUUGAUCGCCAUCAACAUGGGUGACACUGGCCAGCUCAGCCGUAUCCUGAACGGCUUCAUGACCCCCGUCUCUCACCCCAGCCUCCCCUUCAAGGCCGCCCCCGGCCAGCUCUCCGCCACCGAGAUCCGUCGCGGUCUCUCGCUGAUGGGCGAGAUCAAGGCCAAGAAGUUCGCCAUCUUCGGCUCCCCCGUCUCUGCCUCCCGCUCUCCAGCCCUCCACAACACCCUCUUCGGCACAAUGGGUCUCCCCUACGAAUACACUCGUAUGGAGACCACCAACGCCGAAGACGUUAAGGACUUCAUCCGCGCCCCCGACUUCGGUGGUGCAUCCGUGACCAUCCCCCUUAAGCUUGACAUCAUGCCUCUUCUCGACGAAGUCGCCCAAGAAGCCGAGAUCAUCGGCGCCGUCAACACCAUCGUCCCCGUUCCCAACGGCGACAAGCCCCGUCUCGUCGGCUACAACACCGACUGGCAAGGCAUGGUCCGCUGCAUGCGCAAUGGUGGAGUCUACGGCUCAAGCGGCAAUGAGAGCGCCGUCGUAAUCGGCGGCGGCGGUACCGCCCGCGCCGCCAUCUUCGCCCUCCACAACAUGGGCUUCUCGCCCAUCUACGUGAUCGGCCGCUCCGCCGCCAAGCUCGAAAGCAUGGUCUCCACCUUCCCAACCAACUACAACAUCCGCGUUGUCGACAACUCUAGCCAGCUCGAGUCUAUUCCCCAGGUUGCUAUCGGAACCAUCCCCGCUGACCAGCCUAUCGACGCCGGCAUGCGCGAAACCCUCUGCCACAUGUUUGAGCGCGCUCAGGAGAUUGAUGGUACCCUUGUUGGCAAGCCUUCUGAGGCUAAGCCUCGGGUUCUGCUGGAGAUGGCUUACAAGCCUGCUGUUACGGCCUUGAUGCAGCUUGCUUCUGAUGCGGGAUGGAACACUAUUCCUGGUUUGGAAGUUCUUGUUGGUCAGGGUGUGCACCAGUUCGUUCACUGGACUGGUAUCACCCCCCUUUACCACGAGGCACGGGCUGCUGUUAUGGGCACUGAGUCCUCGUGA